Molecule: messenger RNA, 5306 nt
Organism: Alosa sapidissima (American shad)
Lineage: Eukaryota; Metazoa; Chordata; Actinopteri; Clupeiformes; Clupeidae
Exons: 19
Coding region: 179-4192 (1337 amino acids)
Cellular component (GO): cytoplasm
Source: RefSeq, a predicted model, not a curated record
AACAUGUGAAUACUUCGGCGCGAUACGUCCGAUCAGCUGUCAGAUCGACUUUUGACAAGAUUUUGACGUGCACACACUUGCAAAUCGUUUGUUUCUGGUUGUUUCGGUUUGACCCCAGGCUCUGGAGUUCUGGCUGCGCUGCAAACACGCCGGCGAAACGAUCGAACAGCGAUUCGGUAUGGAUACAGUUAUAGACAGUGACCCCGCCGUCGUGGCCUACAGGGAGUGGGUUUGCAGGGAGUAUGGGACGCUGCCGGACUAUCGCUGCCUGCUGCGGGGGGGCGUGCCCCUCGGGUCGGUCUACACGGAGCCGGAGAUGGUGCAGAGGAGCAGAGAGCUGAGCCGCUGGGAGGAGGAGGAGGAGGAGGAGGAAGAGGCCUGCCUGCGCGGAGACCUCACCUCCAGGGCCAGCCCAGCCUACCACCCCACACGCCUGGAGCAGCUCUUCUGCCGACCCCAGCGCCCCGCACACACACACACGCACGCACACACACACGCCGAGCCCCGACCCCUCGCGCUCAUCCUGCAGGGCCCCGCCGGACACGGCAAGUCUGUGGCCGUGCAGAAGCUGCUGCUGGACUGGGCCCGCGGCCGCCUGUACGAGCGCCUCUUUGACCUGGUCCUCGUGCUGCGCUGCGGCCAUCUCGGCCGCGCCCCUGCGGACCGCUCGCUAGUGGACGCGCUGAGCCCCGAACGCUGCUUCAGCAAUCUCGAUCUCGCCCCUGCGGACCGCUCGCUUGUGGACGCGCUGAGCCCCGAACGCUGCUUCGUCCCUCUGGUGUCCCGCGCGCUGCAGGAGCGUCCGGCGCGGGUGCUCAUCGCCAUCGACGGCCUCGAGGACCUCCAGCCUCCUCUGGACGGCGACGACGCAGACGCAGACGCAGGCCCCCAGCGGCCAGCGGAGCUCCACGAGGCUCUCGGCGCCCUGCUCGGCGGACGGCUCCUGCCGCAGUGCCCCCUGCUGGUCACCACCAGGCCCGCGGGGGCGGACAGGCUGAGCCGGCUGCUGAAGAGGCCGCAGCGCACCGUGGAAAUGAUGGGCUUCUCAGAGGCGGCCGUGGAGCAGUGCUUCAGGAAGCUCCUCAGAGAGGAGGAGGGGGAGGAGGGGGAGCGUCUGGGACGUGCGCUCCACUGGCUGAGGUCGAGCGCUCCUCUCCGCACCGUCUGCUCCUCUCCUCUCCUCAGCACGAUGGUCUGCGCUGUCCUCUGGCACCUCCCUGACCGCUGCCCCACGGGCGCACCGGACCUCGACCUGCACUCGGCCACGGCUGUGAUCGCGUACGCCGUGUCCACGUUGCUACGGCGACAUUGCCAGGGCUCGGGCCGGCUGAUGUCCACCGCACUGCGACGCCUGAGCCGCCGGGCCCUGAGCCACAUACUCCGGCAGCGGACGGUGUCUGACCAGGGAGGUGUGUGUGAGGCCGAGAGGCCCCUGGAGGUGGAGGAGGAGGAUGAGGAGUGGUUGAGCGAGGUCUUUGGCCACCCUAGUGUGCAGGAGUUUCUGUCGGCUCUCUGCUGCGUGUGGUCAGAUGGCGGUGCGUCCCGGAGGUCCAGACAGCAGCUGCUGCAGCUCCUCUCCCUGCAGGGGGACGAGCAGACCACCCCUGACCCCAGCCUGCUGGACGUGGGGCGCUUCCUCUGCGGCCUGGCCGACCCACGCGUGCGGGGCCUCCUCCUCACAGACACGUCGCCUCCGUUGCCCCCGGCGACAGAGGCCCGUCUGGACGUGGAGGAGUGGCUCCUGCGCUUGGCGGGGGACGUGCGGGACUCGUACGGCGCUGACCACCUGAGGCUGCACGUCCUGCGCUGCCUCCACGAGCUCCAUGACGACGGCGUGGCCAGCCGAGCCCUGGAGGCGUUGGGCAGGGUGCAGCUUUUCGGCGUUGCCAUGACGACGGCCGACUGCUGGGCGCUGCGCUACUGCCUGCUCUGCGCUCCAGCCAAUGGGAGCCUGGCGCUAUGGCGAUGCCACGUUACCGCGGACGCGCUGAGGAUUCUGAGGCCUGCUCUGACACGUUGCCAUGAACUGGAACUGCAGGUGGAAGGCCUGUCUGACACUGAUAUCCCAGAUCUCCUCAUGGCGCUUGGAAGAGGAAAGAACCUCAAAGAACUGGGGGUGGCUGGAAGCAGGUUGUGUGAUGAGAGUGUGCAGCAGGUGCUGGCAUGUCUUCCACAGCAGGAGAGUGUGGCCUUCAUCUCCCUCUCAGUGCGGAGCGUCUCGCCCCGGCCAGCCGCCAUGCUCGCCCGGCUCCUCCAGACCACCGAGUUCGAGCUUGCUGAACUGACGAGCAGUGAUGAGGAGACCUGCUGUUCUCACUUUUCCAUGGAUGCCUUCACAGUUACUCUUAGCCACCACUGUCAUGCCUCUCAGCCGAUGCUGGGAGAGGGGCCUGACCCAGAGCCGGUGCCUGCAGCAUUAGUGCCCUCUGCUGGCCACUCCACAGAGUGCGCUCUCCCGGGUCUGUCCUUCUCCGUGGGGGAGACUGCAGCCCUGAGCCUGACAGACUGGGACACUCUCCUCCACGCCUACCGACCUUUCAGAGCUCCACAGACCACUAUCCUGUGUUUUGAGGAGCGUGUCGGAGCGUUUGUCUCUCUCUUGCGGUCGCUGCCUCACCUGCGGAGGCUUGAUCUGGAGGUGAGUCACCUGAGUCUCACCUGGGCAGGUGAGCUGCUCUCCCUCGUCCACACCUGCACCAGUCUGACCCACGCCAGUGUUCAGGAGCUCAGGCUGAAGGGUGGAUGUGGAGAAAGUCUCUGCUCAUCUAUCUCUGUGGAAAGGGACAUGCACUACCCCUCACUUCUGACCAGCGAGUUCACACACCGUGAAGAGUGUGACAGCAGUGGAGUGUGUGUGGAUCUGCAGUACCCUGGACCAGCGUGCAGCACCCUUAUACUCACACACUCCCCUGGGGCUGACCACAGCUGGACUCAGCUGCUCCACGCCUUUCACACACUCAGCAGUAGAGUGUGUGAGGAGGGCCCCAGUGUGCUGCGGUCAGCGCUGCAUGGUGUGUGUGGGCUGAAGGGGCUGUUUGUGAGAGUGAGCCGCCUCACGCUGGACUGGGCAUCAGCACUCCUGUCCCUCAGCAACACCUGCCCCAGCCUAGUGGACAUCAGCAUUUCAGACGAUGUACCACCAGAGGCUCACCAGGAGGGGGCAGUCUGCUCCAGCCUCACACUGAGAAGAGACAAAGACGGCUUCACGCUAAGUAUCCGGCAUCCGUGUCGGGUGGACCCUGAGCCUGAGCUGUCGUCGCUCUCUCUGAGCGUGUCUGGGGCGUCGGCCGUGUCCUGUGAGGACUGGAUGGCCAUUCUCCAGGAGUUUGGCCGUUUGAAGCAUCUGCCAGAGAGCCCGCUGUUUGAUGAGCGUGUGGAUGGGCUGCUCUCCUCCGUGCGUUCUCUGUCUGGCCUGAAGAGGGCGGUGUUGAGUGUGCGCUGCCUGACCACGAGCUGGGCCAGCAGGAUCCUCUCCCUCAUCCACACAUGCCCCACCUUAGAGUAUGUAAGUGUGGAGGUGGCAGAACCAAAGAGCUCUGAUGGGGACAGCGUCUGCUCCACGCUCUUAGUGACAAGAGGGCCCAAGGACCUCAGUCUGACGGUACAGCAGGCUGUGUGUUUUUCUCCGUCUCCUGAGCUGUCUGGCCUGAGUCUGUCUCUGGCGCCCACUGUGGACCUGCACAGCACCAGCACCAACUGGACCGGCUACCUGCAGGAGGUGCACUCUCUCAAACACCUGACAGACAGUUGUCCAGGCUUUGAGGAGCAUGUGGAGUCUCUGAUGGCGUUCCUGUGCUCUCUGUCUGAACUGAGGGAGCUGAAGAUGAAGGUGCUGUGUGUGUCAGCACACUGGGUCUCCAGGCUCCUCCAACUCACACACACCUGCCCCUCUCUGCUGCACGUCAGGCUGGUGGCAGGUCUGGGCUGGUUGGGGGACGGUCUGAUCGCUGAAGAAGCCGUCCGCCUCCUGAUGGCCUCCAGGACCAGGCUGGACUGCACACUGCUCAUCGAGGGGAGGCGGUGCGGUAGAAGCAGUGACCGGUGUUCUGAGUUCAGAGACCAGGCCCUCAGCUGCAACAGCCCCGUGGUCAUCAGCAGCCACCACCAGGGGGCGCUCAGCUGCAACAGCCCUGUGGUCAACAGCAGCCACCAGGAGGCCUUCCAGCUGACCGAGGUGGACGACCACCAGUGAACACUUUCUCAGGACAUGGCUUAUGACUAGCCUGACACACACACACACAGACACACACACACACACACACACACACACACACUGACAUGGCUUAUGACUAGCCUGACACACACACACACACACACACACCCACACACCCAUGGCUUAUGACUAGCCUGAAUAACCAUCAGUAAAAAGUUUGAAGUCAGUGAUCACGGACAACCAGUGAAUCUUUUAAGGACACAAAAUGGUGUAGACGAAAUGAUGACGGCAAUUAUCACAAAACCUACUGUGUGGUCACAGCCUCUCAACCUGUGCUUCUGAGUCAGAUGAACAUUGUGUGUGUGUGUGUGUGUGUGUGGCUGUGUUGUCUGAGAGGUCAUUAAUACAUUGUCAGUUUUUUAGAAAUCACUCUGUGCAAACAGGACCGGUGGAAGGCAUCUGGGCAUUACUACAAAAACUACCAGGGCUCUAAACUACCAGGGCGCUAAACUACCAGGGUGCCACUGCAUGGCCAGCUACAGGCUACAACAUUGAAAACACAUUGAUUGUCAAAUAAUGCCAUAGACGGGUUAUGCAGGAGCAGCAAGUAAUUCAUUUUCAGUGAUAUCGGUUAAAUAACAGUCAUGAAUGAGACGUUCAAAGCCUAGAACUUCAAACUUUUCUCCUGCAUUUGAUGAGGGUGCUGAUCUUUAUCCUGAAUCGCUAGCAGUGGAACGUAGCAGAGGGGCGACAAUGUAAUAAGCUCAAAUCUGAAUCUCACCAUGUCACCCAAUCAGGGGAGCAAUGAGCUCGUUUCCCCCAACAAGACGGUCCUAUCGCGGGGUAAUAUGAGACAGCAACACCCGAAGUGAGUUCCUAGUGUCACGUUUAAAUGCACACCCAACAGACGGCAUCAUAUUCAAUAGUGUCACGUUUAAAUGCACACCCAACAGACGGCAUCAUAUUCAAUAGUGUCACGUUUAAAUGCACACCCAACAGACGGCAUCAAUAGGUUCCGAUUCUGUAUUCGGCUGUAAUAAUAUGUUUAUGUUACUAGAAAGGCUGAUUGCUUAAUCACAAUCGUCCCUGAAAAUGUUGUUUCUUUUCCGUGUGGUCCAGUCGUGCUGGAAAGUAGCCACGUUGAGUAGUAGGG